GAGACGCCUCGGCCGCCGCCGCCGCCGCCAACCAAGGUGCCUGCAGCCGCGUCGCAGCUCGCCGCAUACGCUGCGCCCGUCUCCUACGCCACCGUGGGGCAGCCGCCAGCGGCCGAGCGGCCGGCCUCCGACGCGACGCCGCUGCGCUCCACGAUCCGAGCCGACAUUGACCGCCGCGUCAACCGCGCCGCCAUCGCCGCGCUCGCUCGCGCCAAGGGGCACUCAAAGGCCGCCGCCGCGAGCCGGCAGCCGGCCGAGCGCGCCCUGUGCGUCGCCGCGCCAGCCACGAGCGCCGCCGCCCCAGCUCCACCGGCGGCUCCGGCGCGCCGGGUGGCUGGAAGGACCGCACGUGAGCGCUGCCGCGGCUGCGUCGAGAGGGCCGCAGAGGCGGCGAGGCUGGGCGAUGAGCUCGUCCGCUCUGAUUGCGAGUGGCGGAGGAUGGUCCACUUGCUGGAAGGGGAGCUGGUCGCCUCGCGCCGCACUGUGACGCGGCUCGAGGCCGAGCUCGCCACGCACGCGCGUUUGCUGCCGGCGCCUCCCGCUCCCGCUCCUCAGCACGCCCCUCCUCCCCCUCCUCCCCCGCCGCGGCGUCGUCUGCACCGCGGCGCGGAACCGCCACUGGAGAGGGAGGGGCCGCCGUUAGACCGGCCACCGCCAGUGCGACCGCCGCCGGAAGUGCCUCCGCCGCCUCCGAUGGAGCGUUCAUUGCGAGAGCAGUCGCUGCCAGAGCAGUCGCUGCCAGAGCAGUCGCUGCCAGAGCAGUCGCUGCCAGAGCAGUCGCUGCCAGAGCAGUCGCUGCCAGAGCAGUCGCUGCCAGACUCUUCGCCGCCGGUGACUGCGGCGGCCUGGAGGCGGCACCUGCUCGACGAGAGGCAGGAGGUUGCGGCGCGGGAGGCGCGGGCGCGAGGCGCGGCGGCGGCGGCGGGCGAGGCGGCGGCGGCGGCGGUGGCGAGGGAGGCGGCGUUGGCUGCCGCGGACGCCGUCGCUAUGGCGAGAGGCCCUCGCCACCACGGGGAGUGCUUGAGACCGCGCACUCUGGGGCAGCGCCGGGCAGAGUGCGCGGCAGAGGGCGGCGGGGAGGAGGAGGAGGAAGCGCCGCGGGAGCGGGCGCCGACGCAGAGAGCGGCGGCGGCGGAGCUCGGUCUGGGAGAUACAGGGAGAUAUGGGGAGAUACGGGGAGAUGUGGGGAGAUAUGGUCUGGAGCCCGAGGCGGCGGGUGGCUGCUCCUACGCGGGCUCGCCACCGUCCUCCUCGCGACGCCGCGCGGGAGCAGCAGAGGAGGGGGGGGAGUGGCGCAGAGGCGGCGGCAGCCCCUCCCUCUUCCCGCCCCCGCAGCGGCUCUGCGCGUGGGGGGCCGCCGCCGCCGCCGGCGCGCCUCCCCUUCCGCCGAGCAGCCUCGCGCCCAAGCCUGAGCCGCCGCCGUUCGGCUUCACCCCUCCUGCGAGGGUGGUGGCGUGGGCGGCGGACGACGCAAGCCGCGACGCCAAGCGGCCGCGCUCCCCCGCCUGGCUGUGCGUGGGCGCCGAGCGCACCGGCGCGACGAUGCGCCAUCCCGUCGGCCCGCGCGUGCUGCACACCGCCCGCGAGCUCGUGCGAGAGUCGAAAGCCAUCCUCUCCGCCGCGCCGCACCCGGCGAGGCUGCGGCCGACCGGGCCCUUCGACGCAU
Messenger RNA from Emiliania huxleyi CCMP1516, 1666 nucleotides. RefSeq lists its product as hypothetical. Lineage: Eukaryota; Haptophyta; Isochrysidales; Noelaerhabdaceae. The record is from RefSeq and is a predicted model, not a curated record. The transcript has 2 exons. The annotation marks the transcript as partial.